UUCCCACGCACACAUGUCAUUAGUUUGUUGUCAAAAAGUUUCCAUUUCCCAACAAAAGGCAAUUUUGCAGUUUUAAUUCUUCUUUCGGGACUGGGAGAACUGUAAAUUGCAUCCCAGGAGGAAGUUUAGUUGCGAUGGCGGAAUCCCUCGAUGUGAGCACGCCAAUUGAGGGCGAAGAAAAGGAUAAAUUGCUGCAGUCUCAGUCUACCCUUUCGGAUAACAUUGACUGCCCCAUUUGUCUUCAGUCGUGCAUCCACCCCACACGUCUCCCAUGUGGACACAUCUUUUGCUUCCUCUGCGUCAAGGGGGUGGCCAGUAAGAAUCGCAGAUGCGCCCUGUGUCGUCGUGACAUCCCAGCUGAAUGCCUCGAACAUCCGGAACUGGUGCGGGGUGUUCAGGAUCUCAGUACGAGUGCUGGCAGUGAAAUCCGAUGGUUCUACGAAGGCAGAAAUGGCUGGUGGCAGUACGAUGUGCGCACAAGUCAGGAGAUUGAGGAAGCCUACGCACGGAAGGAGAAGACGUGCACAAUCCUCGUGGCUGGCUACCUGUACUGCGUGGAUUUUGAAUCAAUGAUCCAAAUACGUCAGGAUGACCCAUCCAGGCGCCGCCGGGUGAAGCGUGAUUUAGCUUCGGUGCCCAAGAAGGGUGUCGCGGGGCUUCGAAUAGAUAGCAAUAAUGUCGUCGUGACGGACGCCACGCCGACCACGUCGGAGAUCACAACAAGUGAACCAGUUCCUAUUUCCGCCAAUCCCAACCCGGCGUCAUCGCACACUGCCACCGAUGCUGCCCUCCGGAUUGCUUCGCAUCUCCUCGAUUCCAUGCUCACGCAAUCCGAUGACUACCAAUCGUCCGAUGAGACAAGCCGCGACAUCAGUCAGGAGAUCUUCGACGACUCCGGAGAUCUCCUCGAGGGCAUUCGGAAUCUCACUCUGCGCAACUUCGGUGAAGAAUCCAGCGAUACAGACAGUGAUCUUGAGAUUGGUCACUGAAUGGGGUCCAUCAUCGGCUUGCCACAGGCUCGUCCCAUCUAAAGAGGCUCUCGUGUCUUUUGCUGUAAAAAAAUGAAUUUUUGCUUUCCUUGAUGAAGAAAAAAAAAACGUGCAUGAGGGGGUGUUUGUCCAUUAAAAAAAAGAAAAAAAAAACAGUAGUAACUUGAAGUUUGUACAGUUUUCUUCCCGGAACGGUUUGAUAUGUUCCCGGAAAGUGCCAUAAGUGGUUGGAAGUUGUGCAGUGAUCCUCCCCAUUGCAUCAGGAAGUUUCUAAGGGAUUUUAGGAACUUCUUUUUUAACACCCGGCUAAUCCUUGAUGCCAUUUUCAGGACAAAAUCUGAGUUUAUAAAAAUGCUUCACGCAAUUCCAAAGGGGAUUUUCUAAAUGGACAGAUUUGGACCCAAAGAUGAAAUGAAAGAUCAGCCGGGUGUUGAAAAGAAGGUUCAGAAGAUCCCUUAAAAACUUUCUGAUGCAAUGGGCAGGAUGAAUGUACAACUUCCAUCCACUUAUGGCACUUUCCGGGAAGUACAUCCAACCGUUCCGGAUAGAAAAGUGUACCAACUUCCAGUUGCUAAAAACGGUUAUAUUUAAAAAAUAUUUAUAAAUUAAUUCCAUUCGCGGCGCUGCGAGCUUUUUGGGGAGGGGGGAGAACUUUUCGAAUUUUGAGCAUAUUUUCAAAGGAUUAAAAGAAAAUUUUACAUAAAAUCAUAAUCGAUUCAAAAAAAAAACUGUUGUCUAAAAAGGCUGUACUUUUUGUUAUAUUUGGGGUGCAAGUUCGCAAUAUAUAUUUGUAAUUUGUUUGAUUGAUAAGUUAUUGUGAUAAAAAUAGUGUGUUGGAAAAUAUUCACCUCAGCAAUUCUCCGUUCAUUACGUGUGAAGGUGUUGAGGACAAAGGGCGAAAUUUGUGUGUGAAUGGUGAAUAAAUUCCAUUCAGUGUACUUCUGCAUCUUCAAA
Molecule: messenger RNA, 1943 nt
Organism: Lutzomyia longipalpis
Lineage: Eukaryota; Metazoa; Arthropoda; Insecta; Diptera; Psychodidae
Product: E3 ubiquitin-protein ligase rnf146-like
Exons: 4
Coding region: 135-989 (284 amino acids)
Biological process (GO): ubiquitin-dependent protein catabolic process; Wnt signaling pathway
Cellular component (GO): nucleus; cytoplasm
Molecular function (GO): poly-ADP-D-ribose binding; ubiquitin protein ligase activity; zinc ion binding
Source: RefSeq, a predicted model, not a curated record